AUGGAGUGUACACAAAGAUUGGAGUGCACCCAAGAAUUAUACGACACACAUACUGAGAGAGUAUGUCCAGAACAGAUUGGCUUUUUAGGAAUAUGUGGAGCGAAACACCCGGUGCUCAUGGGACCAAACAAAAUUGGAAGAGACCCACAUACAUGCAGUAUUGUCUUAAACUUAAAUUCUGUAUCCAGGCAACAUGCUGUGAUAAAUGUGUUAAAUAGCAAAGAGUAUAUGCUAAUGGAUUUAGAUUCAGCCAACAAGACAAAGUUGUUGAAUAAAACUUUACAACCAUACAUACCUCACCCCAUGAAAGAUGGAGAUACAGUACAAUUUGGUGACAUAUUUGGUAUAUUUAGACUGUUAGAAGAAAAUGACGAAUUACCCAUGACACAAGCUAUAGAUAUUCCUGAGACACCGGCGCCAAACCGAUAUGUGUCGAAACUAAAUAAAGUACCCACAACAGUUAUUCCCGAGUCUCCUGAUGUCAGUGACAGGGACGAUUCCUUCAUCAGUACUCAUUCCGAGAGAACGAGGCUCUCCAGUGGGCAAUUUAUAAAAUCCUUUGGGAAAACAUUGUCAAUUCAUCCCAUCAGCUCACCUAAGACAGAUACUAAUCUUAUUUCAUCCAAACGAUCGAAUUCUAACCACAUGACUAGCUUCAACGAAUCACUUAAAUUUGUAAAAGAUGACCAAAUUAUUGAUAAUAUACAUGAAAUGAAUACACAAAUACCUUAUCCAGUCUUAAAUCCUACUGUCAAUGAAAUUACUGAGUCAAUAUAUACAGCAGAUACUCAAAUUCCCCAAGGACAAUGUAUUUCGCCAUCUAUACACAAUUUAAAUACUCAACUACCCACUACAGAACAUUUACCUCAAGUUCGAAAAAUUAAUGGACAACAAGAAAUGCAAUUUGAUAUCUGUGCAGCUAAUAAAGAAAACGAUAUAAGUAUAUAUAACGCUGAAACACAACCAUUUGUUAGUGAUGAAAUAAUCGAAAAUAAAAGUAAUUUAACAGAAAAUAAGGUAUCAGAUGUAACUCCUAAGCCUGUAAAUGAUUUAAAUAAGUCGGAAGAAGAGUUGCUAUUCGACGAAAUUGACGAUGGAUGCUUAGAGGAUUUCAAUUCCCAGCCUUUACUACCACAAGAGUCACCAAAAUCUGAAUUAAUUUUUUUUAAAGCAACGAAUGUCGAUAAAAAUGAAUCUGACAAUUCAACAGAUUGUGAAGAUAUUGUCCCAACGCAAAAAUUUGAUGAAAUAGGUAAAAUAUGUAAUCAAGUAAAGGAUGAAGAAAAAGUUAAAUCUACAGCCUCUAAAAGAAGACACAGAAUUAAAUCGAAUGAUUCAACAGAUUGUGAAGAUAUCGAUAUCAUUCCAAGGCAAAAAGUCGAAGAAUUGGUUAAAAAAAAUAAUUCUGAAAAGAAUGAACAAGAAACGAAUACACUGUCUACAGCUUCAAAUAGAAUCAAGUCCAAUGUUACAAAAGUUUGUGAAGAUAUUGAUUUAGUACCUACUCAAAUAGUUGAAGAAAUAAAUGCCAAUGAAAUACUACCUUCGGCGUCAAAAAGAAUUAAUAGAAUUAAAUCCGAUAGUUCAACAGAUUGUGAGGAUAUCGAAAUUAUGGCAACACAAAAAAUUCAGACACUACCAAAUGCUAAUAAAAAAUCUUCAAAUACCGCUAAAAGAGUUAAUAGGAUACAGUCCGAUAGUUCGACAGACUGCGAAGACGUCGCUUUGAUGCCUACGCAAAAGGUACUAGAAAAAGAAAGCACCGAUGACAAAGAUAUAACUCAUUGUAAAGAUGAUUUGAAUAAAAUGGAUUUAAAAGGACCCAAGGACUUUCCCGAUACAAAAUUCGAGGAUAUGCCUACCCAAGUAAUAGAUCUAGACCCGGAUAAAUUAGAACCAGCUUUUGAAGAAAUGGAAACACAAAUCAUAGGAGUCGACGAAACUGCCUACAAAAAGUCUACUAUUAAUGAUAGUUUUGAAGAUCAACCAACUCAAAUUAUUGAUGAAAUUGUACCAAAUAAUGUUGAGAAUGCUAGAAACCCGCCUAAUGAAAUAAACAGUCCGUUUAAAAUACCUUUGCAGUCUCCACUAAGAGUAAAAAGUAGGGAUAUUCCUAAAUUAUUGCCGAAACAUCAAAAUUCCAUUAGAAAAUGUGAUAUUGAUAAUAUUAAUUAUUAUAAUGCUACUCAGGACAUUUUAGAUGAUUUAUGUACCCAAAGAGAUGGGUCUCCAAUCUUAAACAUAGCAACUGAAAAAUCAAAAACUACAAAGAGUUCUCCCAUUAUUAUCGACGAUGAAAUUGUACCGUGUUCGGUGGAAGAUUAUAAGGUUGGCGAUAAGUUUGCAAACAUUGAAAUAACGUUAAGUCCUACUAAAUCUUGCGCAGAACAAAAUGCAAUGAAGUUUUCUGCAAGUUUAUCUAGUCUAGAAGUACGCAAUGUAAUUGGCGUUGAACCGCCGGUUGCCGAACUAAAAAAGAAAACUACAAGUGAAUCCUCUUCGGAUUUUGAAUGUACCCCUAAAAAAGUUCGACCGUUCUUAUUCACGGAUAGUGACCUACCAAAUAGUCAAGAAAUACAAAAUAAUAUCUUCUUAAAACAAAAUAAGCCAUAUGCAACAGAAUCUUCGAGUGAAUCGGAACCCGAAGUUAAUACUGAAGACCAGUUCACUCCAUUCGUACACAGGAAGAAAAAACCGAGAACUGUAGCAAAAAUAGACCUUACUAAAAGGUUUGAUGUUGAAAAGUUGCCUGAACGCGUCAUAACAAGAGUCCGAAAACCUACAUCUAAAGUUCAAGAAAGUUUACUAGGUACAAAAAAAUUAACCGCUAACAUAUUAAAACCCAAGUUCAUUACUGAACAAGAAGAUCAAAUCGAUGAAGACAUCAUUAAAGAAAACGUAAAACGACUUAAAACGUAUGGAAAAGGAAAACUAAUUAAAGAAAAUACUAGUAACGUUAUAAAUGACGACAACAAAAGUGAAACUAAAGUUGAAAAUAAUGAUACUAAAAAGAAAUCCAAAGAUGUAAAAAAUGUAAGUACAACAGAAAAUAAUAAAUCCAAAGACAAAAUAAAGGUUAAAAUUGAAAAACCGAAGAAAAAAGAUGUUGAAAAAGAUAAAAAAGCAAAAAGUAAAGAAGUAUCUUCUCGAAAAGAACAGGAUGAAACAAAUAAACUAAAAAGUAAGGACAAGUCACAAGACCAAAAAGGCAGAGGAGAUACAGAUCCAAAGAGCCUAAAUGAUAAACCUGAAUCAGAAGCCGGAAUCAGCACCAGAAGUACAAGAUCUAGAAGAAAAAAUAAUGAUGUUAAAACAGCUGAAAAGAAGUCUACAUCCCCAGAUAAUAAGAAGGCAACAGUUGACAACGGUAGGAAAGGCAGACCUAUUCGUAAGAAGGAACCACCCAAAGAGUCUACUUCUCCUGAAGUUGAAAUUCGUAGGAGUCGAAGAAAUGUAAAAGCUAAGGAAAAUACAUCAGAUAGUCAAGACCGUCAAAAAAUUCAAGGCACGAAAUCCAUCUUGAAAAAGAGUAUUCAUGAACAGAGUACUGUCUAUAAUAUUUCCUCAUCGAGUGGUGAAUCAAAUAAGAAUUUAAAAAGGUCUUUGGCUGAUGACAGUGAGGAACCCAGCCCUAAACGAACCAGGGCUUUUGUGAACAAUGUUAAUAGCAGUACAAAUAAUGUGUCGUUGAGAGCCACUCCGGCGAGGACUAUGAAGACACAGCAUGUACUGCUUACAGCAUUUCCCAGUGAAGAGGUUAAACAGAAAUUAGAAAAGCUAGGAGCAGUGGUGGUAACAAAUGUGAUGGAGUGUAGUGUCGUACUAACAAUACAGGUGAAGCGAACGUUCAAGCUGUUGUGUGCUGUAGGGCUGGGGCGGCCCAUCGUGGGGCCCGACUGGGUGCAAGCUUGCGUCGAUACACGUAUGAUUGUCGAUCCCUGGUUAUACUUAGUUAAAGACGAUGCUGCAGAGAAGAGAUUUCAGUUCAAUUUAGAAAGAACUCUUAGUGGCAAGAGGAACUUUCUAAAUGGCUAUAAUGUAUCUUCAACACCAAGCGUUCAACCCAACGCAUCAGAGAUGAAAUUGAUAGUGGAAUGUUCGGGAGGUGUUUGGAAAGAAGGAGGUCCGAACUGGGUCUGCGUAUCGUCCACUAAGGAUCAAGCACUCUGGCCAAGUCUAAGAAAGCGAGGGGCGACUAUUGUGACUACAGAAUUUAUUUUAGGAGGUGUACUCAGGCAGAAGAUAGAUAUCAAUCCAAAUAAAUUCCCUUAG
This is a messenger RNA of Arctia plantaginis, 4272 nucleotides long. Lineage: Eukaryota; Metazoa; Arthropoda; Insecta; Lepidoptera; Erebidae. The record is from the annotation of a GenBank genome assembly.